AUGUACUACAUGCUUCCCGAGCAAUACCAGGAGAUGAUGGAGCAGGAGAUCGAGGAGGAGAGGAGGAGAGAUCAGUUCUACGGAGUCGACCCUUCACUUCCAGACAAGCUCUACUUCCAGGAGCUCACAGCCAAAGACUCUGCAUUGCUGCAGCUGACGAACCGGCUGCAAAGUGCCACGGAGAUCGCUGAGAUUCUAGGUGAUGCCACCCACCCCCUGCAGCUGACCUACCUGAGCAACGAGUUCUACUCUGGCUCACGGCAGCAAAAGGGACACGAUCGGACGUGGCGCCCGAGAAUGUACAUCGAAGGCAGUCGCCGUGCUGCCAUCGUGGAGAGCAGCUUUGUAAUGAGCGGUGAGGAGUGGGUACCUACCCACGUCAAGAUUGAGUCCGUUGCAAAGAGCGGCGAGACGCUCCUCGAUGCUGCGCUGCCUCUUCCUCAUGGGCUGAAGUAUGUGAAUCUAAGCAGCCUCUUGAGCCAGCCGUAG
Molecule: messenger RNA, 489 nt
Organism: Guillardia theta CCMP2712
Lineage: Eukaryota; Cryptophyceae; Pyrenomonadales; Geminigeraceae
Exons: 1
Coding region: 1-489 (162 amino acids)
Source: RefSeq, a predicted model, not a curated record